Molecule: messenger RNA, 3880 nt
Organism: Ruditapes philippinarum (Manila clam)
Lineage: Eukaryota; Metazoa; Mollusca; Bivalvia; Venerida; Veneridae
Exons: 29
Coding region: 102-3875 (1257 amino acids)
Biological process (GO): protein phosphorylation; multicellular organism development; cell surface receptor protein tyrosine kinase signaling pathway
Cellular component (GO): signaling receptor complex
Molecular function (GO): transmembrane receptor protein tyrosine kinase activity; protein binding; ATP binding
Source: RefSeq, a predicted model, not a curated record
UUAUUCCGUCGCCCGCGCUUCAGCAGAGUAGAUUGUUAUAAACAAGAAUCUUUGGUUUUUGUUUUUAUAAAUGCGACAUUAAAACAGACUAAUAUUUCAAAAUGAAGCUUACUUAUUUAUUUAUUACAACGGUAGUGUUUUACAUUGUAUUGUUGGAAACUGCGGACGCAUGGAGGGGGAAUUAUUAUUCGGUAAGACGGAGUAGAAAUGUACUUGAGAGAUACUGUGCAUGCUGGUACUAUUGGUGGGGAUGUUCAUACUGGAGAUAUUACUGGAGAACUCAUUACUAUUAUGAAUAUAUUUGUAGACCUGGAUAUACACAUAAUGGAGAUCGAAACUGUAACAUACCUGUAUGUCGUCCGACGUGCCAGAAUGGCGGAACUUGCACAAGUCCAAAUGUUUGCCAGUGUCCUUCAUGGUCUCAAGGAGUAGGAUGCGCUUCAUUGACAUGUUCUUAUAGAAAGCCUUGUUACCCUGGAAAUUGCACAAGUGGCACUGAUUGUACGUGUGAGCCUGGCUUCAUAAAACAAAGUCAAUCUGAUGGUUGUAUAGGAUUUGAUUCUACACGUGAAGAGCUUCGUCCAGUUGUCGGUAAGAGUAACGUAACAUUGUCUCAUAUCAGAAGAGUUGAUGGUAAAGUUGAUUUUAUGUUCAUAUUAGAGGGUCUGGAGGAGAAAGAGGCGGGGAAAAAAGAAAUUAUUUGGAGCAACCAGAAGCGAUUCAAUAAUCUCUAUUUCGAGUAUAUAACAUAUUUCACCCAGCCGGAAAACUUGCCAAAGAGACCAAUCUAUGUGUCUGAAACAGAAAUAGGAAUAGUAGAAAGCAUCAUAGAAGCAAACGUCAGCAAAGUCGCCAGAGAUGGAGGUAUAAUUAGAGAUGAGGGAUCAUUUAAAGUCUACAAAUGUGAGGGUGGUUUCUCAAAGAACAAUCCAGCAGCUGAGCUGGCCACAUGUAUAAUUGACGAUGAUCAGUUCAAGACACUCAUUGAACAUGGAGAUUGGUUGAACAUCAAGUUCAAGUCAUCAUCCGGGGGUUUCCAACAGUUGGUCAAUAUAGAUGAUCGGAGUAAUCCAUAUGCUCGGAAAUACUACAAAGGUCUGCAAGAUAUUCGAGAGGUACAGUUCAACUUCGACUUUGUUGCACCUAAACAUUGUCUAGAAACAAAGACAUGCAAUUCAGCAUCAGAUAUACUUCGUGUUGAAAAGGAAUUCACAAAGGACCCUAUAAAGAUUCUCUGGUCCGGAUGGAUUGACGAACUCUGUGGCGUUUGGGAAUAUUACGUAGAAGUGUUUAAACUAACACCAGAUCGAUAUGACAAACUUAUCGAAGCAGAACCUUUAAAGCCUGUAUUUACGAAAACCAUUACACACAAUAGAAACAUUGCCUUUCCUUCUUACAAGCCGGAAGAACCGGGCAUGUACAGUGUUCUGGUGGAAACUAGAGAUUUCGCAAAUAACUCAAGAAUAGCCAGAAGGCUUGUUUUAUUUGAUGACCAAUCGGACAUUAUCCUCAAUGAAAACCCUGACGGAAAACUGUACGUGAGUUCAGCUGUUAAUGAAACUGGAUAUAUGUGGCAGACUUCAAGUGAAGGAAAUGAUGUAACUAUCGAUGUAGCCUGGUCAAAUCAUUUUAUUAAUAGGUUAAUUGAAGACAAUAAGUUGCUUUAUCGCGUUGACUCAUAUCCAAUCCAAUUCAAGGAAAUUCAAGAUGAUGGCAUACUUUAUAGUCAAAAAUUCGUACAAGAUUCCUUAGACGACAACGAAGGAAAUCGAACACUUGACGCUAUUGAAAACUAUCACGGAAUCGUUAAAUUUGAAGUAGCAACUGUUCUAUCAAUAGAUGAUGAAGAACCAAAGUCAACAUGGAAAAAUUUGGAACCAUUUCAAGAGAAAACCUCAUUUCAGUUGAAGCUACAGGAGGGAAGCCGUGUUCGCGUGUGGGUCCGAGCGACAGAUGUAAUGGGAAAUAUAAAAACGGACAGUACUUUGGUAAGGUUUGAUAAUACAGAACCUACGAUAUCUUCUCGCGGGGAUGACCACAUGUUUGAACCGAACAUUGAAAGUACAAAAUAUAAUUUCUCUUCGAGGAUAAAGUUCCUUUCCUCUGACAAAGAGAGUGGCGUACAUAAAAUUGGAUUUUCUAUCAUAAUUAAAACUACAGGCAAGGAAGACAGGGUUAUUUAUGAAGGCUUUGCACCAGCAUCGAUUUCAAAUUCCACUGAUGACCCACUCUGCUUUGUGAUAGAAGGGAAGUGUUUUAAACCGUAUCAGAAUUUAUACCUGGAUAACUGCUGGUUCAUGGUCAGCAAGGGUGAUCUUGACAAUAGUAUAGCUUCUGUUGAAGUUAAUGCGUAUAACCAAGCCCUGCUAAAUAAAUCCGUGACGUUUGACAUCGGUCCUGUGAAAAAUCUUGAGGGACUCGAAAAAUAUAGCGGUCCUGAAAAUAUACGUAUAGAAUCUCCUACACCAAAUGGUUUCCGUGUCGCUUGGGAUCUUCCUGAGAAGACAUCCUGUUAUGGAUUGGCGGAAAUAGCAUUGGUUCUCCUUAGAAAGGAUGGGAGAGAGCCAAUAAAGACAUAUUAUACAUCUGGUUCAAGCAAAUAUUUUGAUAUCCUGGGUCUUGAUGCUGUCACAGAAUAUCAAAUUAAUUUCGGAAUGAAAAUGCCUCGAGCAUCUGCCCUUCAGCAAACGGACGUUUCAUUAAAUGUAAAAACAGAGGCACCUGUUGAAGCAGAAAGUGCUACCGGAUUAAUUAUAGGAGUCGUUGUUGGAAUGUUGGUUCUUCUGAUUGCCGCUAUUGUUGGUAUGCUCUUCCUCAUUAGAAAGGGAUACAUAAAUCCUGCCGAGAGGGCUCGUACUGUCCGGAGAGCCGUCACUCAGAGGGUAAGAAACACAACGAACAGAGGACCAGGGGGUUCAAGACAGGGUGGAUCUCGAAAAGUGGCUUAUGAUAACCAGGACAGUGAAUUGUAUAUUUAUGGUGGUAUGGAUGUGCAGAAACCACAGAUAUGGCACAUCAAUAGGAAUGAUGUAACGUUUGAAGCAUUGAUCAAAAGUGGAAACUUUGCUAACAUCUAUAAAGCUAGACUUAAAACCGGAAAAAGUGCCGGAGAAAUAGUUGUAGCAAAAACACUUAAAGAACGAUUUACACCUGAAGACGAGUUACUUAUGAAAGCUAAAAUCAAUUUCACUGGUGAAAAAGUUGGAAGCCAUCCAAAUGUUCUGAAGUUCAUUGGAGCUGUUGUACAUGACGAUGCAAUGGGACCAUUUAUUAUUUACGAGUUCUGUGAGAAUGGAACACUGAGAGAUUACUUAGCUGAACGAAAAAACAACGUUACCAUGGAGUUACAAGAAAAUCUUUUCCGAUUUGGUCUGGACAUUGCAAAAGGAAUGGAAUUUCUCGCUGGAAAAGGGAUUGUUCACCGCCGUCUCGCUGCUCGAAACAUUCUUCUGAAUUUCCUAAAUGAGGUGAAAAUUUCUGGGUUUGGACCACAACCUUCGGAAGAAGAUGGAGGGGACGCGGAGAAAGGGAAAAGGGAGCGUAUACCCGUUAAAUGGGUGGCACCAGAGUGUAUGGAAUCUACUCGUGAUGCAACAGAAAAAAGUGAUGUUUGGUCAUUUGCUGUAGUCUUGUGGGAAAUAUUCACUUUAGGGGAUACACCAUACCCAGGAAAAGGAACUGAUCUUCCUAAACGACUUAAGAAAGGAGAACGCUUGGCCAAACCGGAACAGUGUGACGACACAUGGUAUGCAGUCAUGAAGAAAUGUUGGUCAUAUGAACCGAGCAAAAGACCAAAGUUCAAGUCUGUUAGACAAGAACUGGACAAUCUGUUCGUAGCAGCACCUGGUGAUGACUACUACUUUUACAAGCGAUAAAUGAU